Molecule: messenger RNA, 5033 nt
Organism: Sardina pilchardus (European sardine)
Lineage: Eukaryota; Metazoa; Chordata; Actinopteri; Clupeiformes; Clupeidae
Gene: mtss1
Product: MTSS I-BAR domain containing 1
Exons: 15
Coding region: 768-3134 (788 amino acids)
Biological process (GO): cell projection assembly; plasma membrane organization
Cellular component (GO): cytoplasmic side of plasma membrane; actin cytoskeleton
Molecular function (GO): actin binding; phospholipid binding
Source: RefSeq, a predicted model, not a curated record
UGGAGCGCGGCACACACACAGUGGCAGCACGGUACGACUGCCAGGACGAUAUGCGUUCUUGAGAGAAUUACAAUUCAAACUGUAGACAUCUCAGCAUCUACUUACUGUAGGCGUACCAAUACGUUUGGACGACAAGACACACGAAGGCAACGGACUUGGCACCCAUCAAAUGGAUUGAAUGGAACUAUGGAAAAACAGGCUGUUUCGCUAACGUGACAAGUUAACUCAUCUUUCUACCUCGACUAACGUUUGUCAGGUAGCUAGUUAGCAAGCGACUUAAGUCCACAGUUGCAAAUAUCUUAGGGUUUCUUUGAUUUCAUCAUCGAUAACGCAAUUUAUUUGAGGUCCGGUUGAUUUUUCUGUGAUGCACAGGCAAUUUCCACUCGAUACGGCGUGUCUCUACAAUCCUCAUCAAAGAAUGCAAUGCUUUUUUCAGUGGUCAACUAAGUUGGCUAGCUAUUUCUAACAUUAGUUAGUUGGCGAGCUAGCUAGCUAGCCAGCCAGCCAGCCAAUGAACUUGCUAGCUACGCUAACUGAAGAAUAGUAUACGUAGCUAUUGAUUUUGUUUUCCCUCGAGCCUUUUUUUGUUGUUAUCUCAGCCGAGACUUUUCUCCUACUGUCUUAUCUUAUGUUUGUCUGAACUACACAUUUGGCUCAACAUUCGGUCGUGAUAUUUCACAUAACAGCAUUCGUAGUUUAUAACUUAAACGAAAACAUCUAACUCCACAAAACUCAAAAAACAGUCUUUGUGGUUUCGGACUUGGAAAAUGGAUGCUGGAAUAGAGAAGGAAUGCAGCGCUCUUGGGGGGCUCUUUCAGAUCAUCAUGAGCGAUAUGAAGGCCAGUUACCCAGCCUGGGAGGACUUUGUCUCGAAAGGAGCCAAGCUACAGUCCCAGCUACGGACAACCAUCAUUGUCACAAGCUCUUUCCUGGAUGCGUUCCAGAAGGUGGCUGACAUGGCAACCAGCACCAGAGGGGCCACCAAAGAGAUCGGCUCGGCACUGACUCGGAUGUGCAUGAGGCACCGGAGCAUUGAGACCAAGAUGAAGCUCUUCACCACGGCCCUCAUGGAUAACCUGAUCAACCCCCUGGAGCUGAAGAUCGAGGAGUGGAAGAAGGUGGCCAGUCUGCUGGACAAAGAUCACGCCAAAGAGUACAAGAAAGCCCGGGCAGAUAUCAAGAAGAAGUCUUCAGACACAAUCAAAUUGCAGAAAAAGGUUAAGAAAGGUAAGGACGAGGUGCGCGGGCAGCUGGACAGCGCGCUGCAGGACGUGAACACGCGCUACGCCGUGCUGGAGGAGACGGAGAAGAGGGCCGUGUGCAGAGCGCUCGUCGAGGAGCGCGGACGCUUCUGCUCCUUUGUCAACAUGCUCAAACCCGUACUGGACGAGGAGAUCGGUAUGCUGGGAGAGGUGACCCACCUGCAGACCAUCCUGGAGGACCUGACCCACCUCACCGCAGAGCCACACAAACUCCCUCCUGCCAGCGAGCAGGUGAUUCUUGACCUCAAAGGAUCUGACUACAAUUACACCUACCAGACGCCGCCCGCAUCGCCUAGCAACACGCUGUCACGCAAGAGCAGCAUUAGCAGUAACUACCAGUCCAACUCGGUCAGGCACGUCCCCUCAUUGGACUCCAUCUCCAGUGCAGUGGACGGCAUUCACCUGAGACCCCCCGACUCUGUACAGGAGACAGGAGGCGGGAUGAACAGCCAGCCGCAGUGGGGCGGGCCAGAGAACGGCACAUCCAUGCCCCCGCCACACAACGCCUACAGCGGGCACGGAGAGAGGGGCCGCGCACUGUCCACCUCCUCCACCAAGCCUCCGUCGGCCCGUGAGCAGCUGGCCCUGACGCUGGGCGGUGGUGGCCUGAACUCGGACGCUCCGCGCACCAGCCGCGACUCCCUGCACUGCUCCAGCGGCUACAGCACCCAGACCACCACGCCCUCCUGCUCCGAGGACACCAUCCCCUCCCACGCCGUAAAGAAAGAACCUCCACUCUAUGACUACGACUACAUCUCGCUGCACGGCGGCGAGGACGGCCGCAGCCCGACGGACUUCGACAAGUCGUGCACGGUGCCGCGCAACAGCGACCUGAGCCUGCAGUACCGCAAGCUGUUCCAGAGCAAGCGGCCGGCGUCCACCGUCAGCCUGCUGGCCGACCCCGAGCCCCCGGCGCCCGCCUCCUCCCAGCAUGCCCUGCAGCAGCACCAGCAGCGCGCCGGCCCGCACGUGGCCACCAUCCGCCGCAAGCCCUCGUCCAAGCCCAGCUUCCGCCGCGGCACCAUCAGCGGCGGCGUGCCCAUCCCCAUCAGCACCCCGCAGGUGCCCCUGCGCCCGUCCGCCUCCACCGUGGGCCUCGGCCCGGACGACGGAGGCAGCAGCGCCGUCCACUCGCGCCAUAGCCUGUGCCAGUCCACGCAGAGCCUGAACACGGCGGUGGCGGCGUCGCCCUACUACUCGCUGUACCCCGGGCAGCAGCCGCUGGGCAACAGCACGGAGCAGCUGUACCAGCUCAACAAGCAGCAGCAGUUCGCCCUGCACCAGCAGCAGCAGAGGCAGUACCAGCAGCAGCAGCAGCAGCACUACCAACAGCAGCAGCAGCAGCAGCAUCAGCAACACGUGCAGCAGCAGCAUCAGCAGCAGCAACACCUGCAGCAGCAUCAACAACACCUGCAGCAGCAGCAUCAGCAGCAGCAACACCUUCAGCAGCAGCAGCAGCAGCAGCAGCAUCAGCAGCAGCAAUAUCAGCAGCAGCAGCAGCAUCCUCAGCAGCAGCAUCCGCAACACCAUCAGUAUCAACAGCAGCAGCAGAUGCACUACCAGCAGCAGCAGAUGCCCCUGCCGCCAGGCUACCCGCACCAGGCAGACCACGCCCUGCACAACAACGGCAAAGUCAACGCCGCGGGCCUGUCGGGAGAGAGCGGGCACGGCACCCCGGCGCUGCCCUUACCGCUUCAGCAGCAGGUUGGCGUCGGAGGCUCUGAGUCCCCGGACGAGGGCACGAGCUCCACGGAGGCCUGCGGAGGAGGAGGCGGCGACAUGCUGACCAUGAUCCGCCGCGGGGUCAGGCUGAGGCGGACGAUCACCAACGACCGCUCGGCACCCGCCAUCGUCCCCAACCAUCUCAACUAGAGCCGGCGCCUGCUGGUACCCGCAUUAGUGCGGAGCAGUGUGGUACCACUGCGCAACCCAGCACCCCCCCUGCCCCCCAUCGCUCUCCUCCUCCUCCUCCUCUUCAUCCUCCCUCCUUCAUGUCCCUGGACAGAAACAUUUGAGCCUUUGAAGGAGGAGGUCUGUUUCAGUCGUGUCCUCAAAAGUAAAGUCCCAAAAAGGUCGAAUAGAAAUCGACAGAGGGGGAGAAAAAACAAAGAUGUUUGUUUGGGAUUUUUAGUUUCUCUCUGAAACUGCACUGUGCUAAACAAAUGUCGUAGGUGUCAAGCAUAGACAGUUGUCCGUGUGAAUGUUGCCUCUUAUUGAUCAAUAAUUUAAAACUUGUUGGCUAUAUAUAUAUAGACCACCAGAGCUUAAGAUAUAUAUACAGUAUAUAAAUAUAUAUAUAGAAGUUAUAUGUUUAUAUUGUCAUUGAGAAAAAAUGAUGAAAAAUGGCCUUGCUUAUUUAGUCUUACUCUUGCCUCUGGUCAGAAACUGUAUAUAUUAGUGUUCUAUUGGAGAAAGCGUGUAUUGUAUUUUUUGUUUGUUUUGAUGUUUUUAUUUGAUUUUAUUUUUUGGUUGGUAAUAUAGCACUGGCGUCUUCUCCCAGGUAUCUAUUUUUGUACAGAAGCUGGACUGGGUAUCAAAAACGACUGGAGUUCUGCCUUUGAAGCCCUACUUCGCCCAGCUGGGGUCUGGCUGGGGUCUGGCUGGGGUCAUGUUGCUGACCGUACAGGUGAGCACAUGGGGCUCGAAGGUGCCGAGAAAGAGAGAGAAAGCCUGAUGGUCAAAAGAUGCGAUUCAGAGACUUGUGGGAGACUAGUUUGGACAAUGAGCGGGAGAGUUUCUAAAGUGAUGAAAGAGGCAGUUUGGUGUUUUUGGACAGAGACAAAGCCAGUGGUCUGCACUCAGCACACUGCCCCCUAUGGUUAGGAGGGCUUAUUUCAACUGGGACCAGGGGCAAGCCUGUUCUUCUGAAUGUGUUCUGUUCAUUUUAAGUUCUUUGAUUUUAUUUUAUUGGCUUAGUGGCAUCCUCCCGACAAAUCGUUUCAGGUAAAGAUUUUUCUUAUGUUGUUCUCUAAGUGCUUUAUUCCAGGGGUGUCAACGUCCUGUUCUCUUAAUUGAAUGUGGUGCUAUUUUGAGUUUUGUUCUGUUUUCAGGCCGAGCUGUCAAAUAGCCAAAUCAAUUUGAUGAAGUUCCAUACAUGUCCUUUUUUCUGUGUGUGUAUGUGUGUGUGUAUUUUCUGCAGGCUGUUUUUUUUUUUUUAAUUAAAAAAGAAAAACUCCCCAUGUCCAAAUGUCUGCCCCUUGGCCCCUGUUUGAAGUAAAGGGUUCUCACGUUCUAAGCUGGUUCUUGAAAGCGGGGUCUGUGUCGGAGGCCUAUUCACUGCUCGCCCUGCAGCCGUGGGCCACAUGGAGGCUGCGCCUACUGAGGAAGUGGCCUUCCUCUGACACACUCCCACUGGCCAAUGAGAAACCCCUCUGACCUGCACACACACACACACACACACACACACACACACACACACACACCCGGCUCCUUCUCCCAACCUGGCGUGGCUCAUCUCCGCGUACACACACAGUCAGAGUUGCUCACACACACACACACACACACACACACACACACACACACACACACACCGAGCUCUCGAUGCUGUUGGCGCAGUCAGGCACGUUGUUCAUGACGUUCUUAGUUCUUUUUGUUUUUAUCAUGACUCAUAGUCACAUCAAUGUUAUUUUAUUUUGUAUUGCCUUUUGCUCUUUUAAUUUUAUUUUAUUUUUGUCCUUUGCUCUUUGCUGUUUACUUGUUUAUUGCAUUUGAGACUAAGCCCAGCCACUGAGGGCCCUCUCUUCUUCAGUCAAUAAAUUUCAUUUGAUCGGA